Molecule: messenger RNA, 3537 nt
Organism: Venustampulla echinocandica
Lineage: Eukaryota; Fungi; Ascomycota; Leotiomycetes; Helotiales; Pleuroascaceae
Product: Carbamoyl-phosphate synthase arginine-specific large chain
Exons: 4
Coding region: 1-3537 (1178 amino acids)
Biological process (GO): L-citrulline biosynthetic process; UTP biosynthetic process; 'de novo' pyrimidine nucleobase biosynthetic process
Cellular component (GO): cytoplasm; cytosol
Molecular function (GO): dihydroorotase activity; metal ion binding; aspartate carbamoyltransferase activity
Source: RefSeq, a predicted model, not a curated record
AUGGCUCUCUCAAUGCGCGCGGCCACUAGAGCAAGCUCCCUCCGCCAAAUUAGAGCACCAGCCUUUACUGCCCGAAAUUUUACCACUCGAUCUUCAGCACGAUUGCUAUAUGCUCCAAACCAUGCCCUAGCUUCUAAGAAUGCUAGGCCUAUCCGCCUGUUCUCAAGCUGCAGCAUCCGCAGAAAUCAGACCCAGGCCGCCCCGAACGCGAAGGCCUACUUGGAGAGCGGAGUGAUCAAGGGAGCUAAAAAUCCAGUCGACGUCAAGAAGGUCUUGGUCAUUGGAAGUGGUGGUCUGAGCAUUGGUCAGGCUGGAGAGUUCGAUUAUUCAGGGUCCCAGGCAUUGAAGGCCUUGAAGGAGGCAGGCGUGGCGUCGGUCCUCAUCAACCCAAACAUCGCAACGAUCCAGACCGCUCACGCCCUCAGCGAUGAAGUAUACUACCUACCAGUCACCCCGGAAUAUGUAACAUAUGUCAUUGAGCGAGAACGACCAGAUGGCAUAUUCCUUACUUUCGGUGGGCAGACCGCCCUUAAUCUGGGUGUCCAGAUGGAAAGGAUGGGCAUCUUUGAGCGGUAUGGAGUGAAGGUUCUGGGUACCAGCAUCAAGACCCUCGAGACCAGUGAGGACAGAGAUCUCUUUGCAAAGGCUCUUGGUGAAAUCGACAUUCCAAUUGCCCAGUCAAUCGCUGUUGGCACCGUCGACGAGGCGUUGGAAGCCGCCAAAGGCAUCGGGUACCCAAUCAUUGUCCGAGCUGCGUAUGCUCUUGGAGGGCUUGGGUCAGGUUUUGCAAACAACGAAGAGGAGCUUCGCAAUAUGUCUGCGAGGUCUCUUACCCUAUCUCCUCAAAUCUUGGUUGAGAAAUCGCUCAAAGGCUGGAAAGAAGUUGAAUAUGAGGUUGUCCGUGAUGCAAGCAACAACUGCAUCACUGUCUGCAACAUGGAGAACUUCGAUCCCCUAGGAAUCCAUACCGGUGACUCCAUCGUUGUAGCACCUAGUCAGACGCUGAGCGAUGAGGAAUACCACAUGCUCCGUUCCGCUGCUAUCAAAAUCGUCCGGCAUUUAGGUGUGGUUGGCGAAUGUAACGUUCAGUACGCACUACAGCCUGAUGGACUUGACUAUCGUGUCAUCGAAGUCAACGCCCGUCUGUCCCGUUCCUCUGCUCUUGCAUCCAAGGCUACUGGAUAUCCUCUUGCCUAUACCGCUGCAAAAAUUGGACUUGGGCACACCUUGCCAGAACUCCCGAAUGCCGUCACGAAAACCACUACCGCCAACUUUGAGCCCUCUUUGGACUACGUUGUCACUAAAAUUCCCCGAUGGGAUCUGGCCAAAUUUCAACACGUCAACCGUGACAUUGGCAGUGCAAUGAAAUCAGUCGGUGAAGUCAUGGCCAUUGGCAGGACUUUCGAAGAAUCCAUCCAAAAGGCUAUUCGCAUGGUUGACCCUCGUUUCAUUGGUUUCCAAGGCGAUAAAUUUGAGGAUCUUGACUACGAACUUGCGAAUCCUACGGACCGUCGAUGGCUCGCUGUUGGCCAGGCCAUGCUCCAUGAGAACUAUACUGUGGACCGUAUCCAUGACUUGUCUAAAAUCGAUAAGUGGUUCUUAUACAAGCUUCAAAACAUUGUCGACUGCACUCACGAGAUGGAGGAUAUCGGAUCUCUUUUCGGGUUGAAAGCCGAGCUUCUCAUGAAAGCGAAGAAGAUGGGUUUCUCCGACCGCCAAAUUGCCAAGGCUGUUGGCAGCACUGAAGACGAAGUUCGCGCCCGACGGAAGAACUUCGGCAUCAAGCCUUUUGUCAAGAAAAUUGAUACUCUUGCUGCUGAGUUCCCGGCUGAUACCAACUACCUGUACACAACGUACAAUGCAACAACGCACGAUGUCACAUUCGAUGACCAUGGAACCCUCAUCCUUGGCAGUGGUGUCUACAGAAUUGGCAGUUCAGUUGAGUUCGAUUGGUGUGCAGUCAGCGCAACCUUUGCUCUGAGGGAGAUGGGCAAGAAGACUGUUAUGAUCAAUCAACCCCCUUACUAUUUACCAUUGCUAACACCCACGUUGUACAACCCGGAGACAUUUUCGACUGAUUUCGAUACCGCGGACAAACUCUACUUCGAGGAGUUGAGCUACGAGCGUGUUAUGGAUAUCUACGAACUUGAAUCUGCUUCUGGCGUCGUUGUGUCUGUGGGCGGUCAAUUACCCCAGAACAUUGCUCUUCGUCUGCAAGAAGCCGGAGGAGCGAAAAUUCUCGGCACGAAUCCCAAGGAUAUCGACAAGGCAGAAGAUCGACAAAAGUUCUCGGAGAUCCUUGACAGUAUUGGGGUUGAUCAACCAGCCUGGAAGGAGCUUACUUCCGUUGCUGAAGCCGAGGCUUUCGCUGAUGAAGUCAGCUAUCCAGUACUUGUUCGGCCAAGUUACGUUCUCUCCGGUGCCGCUAUGACUGUCAUUCGCAGCAAAGAUGAGCUCAAGGAUAAACUUGAGGCUGCCAGCAACGUUUCUCCCGAUCACCCAGUUGUCAUAACCAAGUUUAUCGAGGGCGCUGAAGAGAUUGAUGUUGAUGCAGUUGGUGCCAAUGGCAAGCUCAUUGUCCAUGCCGUCAGUGAGCACGUUGAACAGGCUGGUGUUCACUCUGGUGAUGCUACCCUUGUACUUCCUCCUGCAAAUAUUGAUCAGACCACGAUGGACAGAGUCAAGGAGAUUGCUAUUAAGGUCGCCAAGGCCUGGAGCAUCACCGGACCUUUCAACAUGCAAAUCAUCAAAGCCGAGGACCCGGAAGGUGGCUUACCCCUUUUGAAAGUUAUCGAAUGUAACUUGCGUGCUUCCCGGUCAUUCCCAUUCGUCAGCAAAGUUCUUGGUGUCAAUUUCAUCGAUGUUGCUACCAAAGCUCUAGUCGGCCGUGACGUGCCCGAGCCUACUGAUCUCAUGGCCAUCAAGCGUGAUUACCUCGCCACGAAGGUUCCACAAUUCUCAUGGACACGUCUCGCUGGAGCUGACCCCUUCUUGGGAGUUGAGAUGUCCAGCACUGGUGAAAUCGCCUGUUUCGGCAAGAACCUUGUGGAAGCGUACUGGGCCUCUCUCCAGUCAACCAUGAACUUCCGCGUUCCAGAGCCAGGCGAGGGUCUCCUCUUCGGCGGAGACGUUAGCAAGGAUUCCCUCUCCAAAAUCGUCGACUACCUCUCCCCACUCGGCUACAAACUCUAUGCUGCCGAGAACGAAGUCAAGCAAUACCUCCAGUCCACCGCAAAGAACAACGUCAAGGUCGAGGUUAUUGAGUUCCCCACUGAGGACAAGCGAGCUCUUCGAGAGGUGUUCCAGAAGUACGAUAUCCGUGGUGUGUUCAACUUGGCCCUGGCUAGAGGCAAGACUGUUUUGGAUGUGGACUAUGUUAUGCGAAGGAACGCAGUUGAUUUCGGUGUGCCACUUUUCAUGGAACCAAAGACCGCUGAGCUCUUCGCUCAAUGCAUGAGCGAGAAGUUGCCCCGGAAGGAGGGUAUCCCAGGGGAGGUGCGCAGGUGGUCUGAUUUCAUUGGUGGCAAGCCUUUGUAA